AUGUCUGACCACACGUUGUCGGAGGUGCCCACGAGGAGGGAUGAGCUGCCGCCCGACCUGCUGGCGCUGAGGACGUCCAACGCCGAGAAGGGCGUCAACAUCAUCGCGCAGACCCCGAGCCGGCCGUACUCGUACCGCGAGGACGAGGCCGUGUACGACCGCUUCACGCCCCGCCGCAAGGCCCUGAUCACGGCCAUCGUGUCCUUUGGCGGCCUCGGCAUCAACCUGGCGUCCCUGCUGGUGCUGUCGGCCCUGCCCGAGGUGGCGGCCGCCUUCAACACGUCCGGGACCGUCAUCAACUUCACCAACGCGCUCUUCCUGCUGAUGAUGGGCAUCGGCGUCCUCUUCUGGGGCCCGUUGAGCCAGGUCUACGGGAGAAAAUGGAUCUUUGUCACAUCGUCCGUGUUGUUCUGCGUCUUCUCCUUCGCGACGGGGGUCUCCCCCAACCUGCCGGCCUUCUUCAUCUUCCGCUCCAUCACGGCCUUCGCCGGGACGUGUUUCCUCGUGGUCGGGUCGGCCUGCCUCAGCGACGUGUACCGCCCGACUGAGCGCGGCACAGCAUUGGGGUGGUUCCUCGGCGGUACUCUGAUCGGUCCGGCCUUGGGACCCUUUAUCGGCGGCGUCAUCGUCACUUUCUCGUCGUGGAAAAGCCUCUUCUGGUUCCAGGGAGCGCUGGGCGCCGUCGCCAUGGCUCUGUCCGUUGCCUUCCUGCCAGAGACCAGCCACGGGAAGUGGUCCGAAGAGCUGGAGGGCUUGACCGUCAAGGGGAAAGUGUCUCAGAUAUGGGAGUGGGCGAAUCCGUUCCGAGUCAUUGCCUUGUUCAAGUACCCAAAGAUCCUCAUCGUGGGAGUCGCCGCCUCUUCAGUCUUAUGGAACAUGCAGGUUCUCCUGACGCCAGUCCGAUACGUCAUCAACCCGAGGUUCCACCUCACGACCCCUUUGCAGUCGGGCUUCUUCUUCCUCGCGCCGGGUGCCGGAUACCUCGUCGGGACCUUUGUCGGCGGCCGCUACGCCGACAGAACGGUCAAGAGGUGGAUCGCCAAGCGAGGGAAGCGCGUGCCCGAAGACCGGCUGCGGAGUGCGUUUAUCGCGAUGGGCGUGGUCAUACCCGCGAGCACCAUCAUCUACGGAUGGGCGAUCGACCAGGCCAAGGGCGGCAUUCCCCUGCCCGUCAUCUGCAUGUUUGUGCAGGGAGUCGCUCAGAUGGUUUGCUUCCCCUGUCUCAACAGCUACUGCCUCGACGUGUUCCGAGACAGAGCGGCCGAAGUGAUGGCCGGAAACUACUUCAUCAGGUAUACCUUCGCCGCCAUCGGUACGGCGGUGGUCCUCCCGGGGAUCGACGGCAUAGGCGUGGGUUGGUUCUCGACAGUGAGUGCCCUCUUCGUCGCGGUUUCCAGUGCGGCUGUCUGCUGUAUUGUCAUUUUCGGCACAGAACGAAACAACAAAGACGCCAAAUCGGAACAGGCUUGA
Molecule: messenger RNA, 1470 nt
Organism: Colletotrichum higginsianum IMI 349063
Lineage: Eukaryota; Fungi; Ascomycota; Sordariomycetes; Glomerellales; Glomerellaceae
Product: Major facilitator superfamily transporter
Exons: 4
Coding region: 1-1470 (489 amino acids)
Biological process (GO): transmembrane transport
Molecular function (GO): transmembrane transporter activity
Source: RefSeq, a predicted model, not a curated record